Caretta caretta (loggerhead turtle) is the source of this 2763-nucleotide messenger RNA. RefSeq names its product interferon lambda receptor 1 (gene IFNLR1). The record is from RefSeq and is a predicted model, not a curated record. Gene Ontology annotation, biological process: cytokine-mediated signaling pathway. Gene Ontology annotation, molecular function: cytokine receptor activity; protein binding. Gene Ontology annotation, cellular component: plasma membrane. Lineage: Eukaryota; Metazoa; Chordata; Testudines; Cheloniidae.
GGUCAUAACAAAAAAAACUCAUUACAAGCAGGAAGUUGAGACUUCAGCAUGUCUACCCAGAGAAUCGGAGUCCUGUUAGCUCUGUCUUCCUUACAGCAGAUUCUAGGCUCUGUAGCUCUGGGGCAGCCCACCGUGCCACUGUCCCCCCCUCGCAACGUGACACUGCUGUCGAAGGAUUUCGGCAUGGUUUUGACAUGGCUCCCCGGGGAGGGGUCCCCGCCAGAUGUGUUGUAUACCGUGAGAUACCAAAGAUGGGAUCACUUAAAGCACUGGGAAAAGGUCCAACACUGCAGAAAUAUUUCCCAAACCACCUGCAAUCUGACUUGUGUGCCAGACCUGUACAACAAAUUCAGCGCCCGUGUCAAAGCCCAGUCGGCAGGGCGCAGGUCCCCUUGGGUGGAGUCGGGAGUCAUGGAAUAUCAUUUUGAUGUGGAACUGGCUCCCCCGACACUAAAAGUGAGCGUGACGGAAACUACAAUCAACGUGAGUGCCACCUUCCCCCUGGCCUCCUGUGUGAACGAAGCCUUUAUCGGUCUGAAGUAUGACCUGGAUUUCUGGGAAGCCGGAACUGAAGACAAGAAGCAGUACUAUGACAACAUGAAGCAGGACAAGGUAACAAUCAACACUUCUGUGUUCAGCGGCAAUUACUGCCUGAGUGCCAGGGCUUCCUUCCAAGCAAUCCAACUAAAACACAGCAAGUUCUCCAAGCCAGUGUGCGUGCUGUUAAAGACCAAAGCCAUGGACUGGAAGUUCCUCGUCACCAUUGCAGUCCCAUUGCUCGUCAUGCUUUUCCUUUGCGCUGCCGCUGCCUCCGUCCUAUGUCUGGGUAAACAAGCUGCCAAGAGAGAGAAGAGGCCUCAAGCUUUGGAUUUCUCCCAUUUCAGAGCUCCUAGGAAGAUCCUUGAGAAGGAGACCAGCGAAAAGGAGUUCUUUGAGGAAGCCCUCGUCCGCGUGGAGAAGCCAGCUUUGGGAGGGAGAAGGAGUGGUCCUUCAGUGAGGAACAAUGUAUCACUAAAGGCUUCUCUCCUCUCACUCUGGGAGGAAGAGGAGGAGGAUGACAGCAGCAGUUUCAGACCCUACACUGAAAUGCCUCGGUUCCCGAAGAGAGCUCCCAACAGCCAAGCAGCCAGCACGAGUCACCAAGGGUCCCACUUGGGCUCUGAACUGGGUGGCUCCCACCUUGAGGGAGGAUCUUUGUCUAACCUAGCAGGGUUAGAGUUCUCUCAGCUUGUCUGGAGAAGAGGCUCGGCCGAGGAGGACACCUCUGGGUUCCAAGACAGCGAGAAAUCCUUCCUUUCUGAGAGUUCCUCCUUGGGAGACUUCUCUCUCAUUGAAGCCAGAUAUCCAGCUACUAGUGGAAAUGGGCAGCAUGUCUGCCAAGGAGACACCUUCCUUCAGGUGACUGUGUUGAUGGAGGGGCUGAAUGGGAAGCCUCUUGUCAGCGAGGACUCCGAGGGCUUCCCUCUUGAUGGGCCGCUUGUUUGCUUCCAGACUUUAAAGCUCGCAGAGGAUGAGGGCAUUGCAAGCGACAGUGACAGCCUCACCGUGUGCUCAGAAGAAGACCCACCACCCCUGGCCUCAGUAGUAAGCGAGAUUUUUGAAACAGAGACACGGGGGAAAGGUGACAGCUUGCAGCAAGAGAGCUAUCCAAAGUUUAAAUUCCAGGGAUAUCAGCAUGUGCAUUAUAUGCCAAGGAACUGACGGGGUUAGCAGUCCUGUGGUUGGUCUGGAUCUAGGGAGCUCCAUCCAGGAGGAAAACAAUGACAAGUGUUUGUCAGAAACAAGAUUUAUGCUGCUUAUGCAUUACCACCCAUGCAAAAUGCUUUCUGCUACUGUUUGUCCUGCCUAGGGCUAGGUCUUCCUUCACUCACAGAAAGAGGUGGGUUUUUGUCACGGGGUAUCUAAUGCACGUUAGCUAUCCCGCUGGAAAAACAAGGCACUGUAGUUUUACCAUGAGGUAAGCAAAGUGAGGUAGACCCCACGCAGGGCUACCUCAUGGUAACACUACAAGUGUCUUGUCUCCACUUAGAAUUUUACAGUGAGAUAAGGCUCUUGGGCUAGUUAUUGUUAAGGCUGCAUGACCUCUGUCAUGGAGUUCAUGGAAGUCAUGAAGUCAGUGACUUUCCGGGACUUCUGCAAUGGCCAGUGCGGCUGACCCCAGGGCCAUCCAAGCAGCUGGCCCCAGGGGCCUCAGAGCAAUGGCUGGCCAGGUGCAGUCAGCCCCCGCUGUCAAGCAGAGGCCAGUCAUUGGCCCCCAAGGUUCCCCCAGAGCAAUGGUGCCCAGGGGCCCCAGGAGCAGCUAAGGUUUAGUCAGGGGUAUUUAUAGUAAAAGUCAUGGACAUGUCAUGAGCAAUAAACAAAUAUUCAUGACCUGUGACCUGUCCAUGACUUUUACUAUAAAUACCCCUGACUUAAAAAUACCCAUGGCUACAUCUUAGCCUUAAUUAUUGUACUGUAAAAAACACACACCUUUGUGUCAGUGAAGACAAAGCCAAGGGCAGUAUAAAACUGCCAGCAAAAUACUGGCAACAUGGUAUGUUCCAAUUGUGUGUGGAUUUCAACCUAGGCCAGCACACUUCCGUUUCCCCAGCUGUCAUUGUGCAGUUGCUUCCUUUGCUGGAUGGGACUAUCUUGGGUGGACAUUUGCCUCCCACAUAGACAUUUGGACACAUCUGCUUUUCGUGGGGUAAAGGGAGCUUCCGGUCCGCCUGCAGCGCUUGCCCUUCGUGUUUGAACAGAGAGAACAAAAAUCGAGGUGGGCAA